UCUGACAUGGAGUAUAAUAGUGAGGUGGAAUCAUUUUCGCAAAAUUCUUCUUGUUCGAGUACAACUUCAAACGCAAGAUACCGAAAAGAAACUAUUUCACCGGAAGAACAGUCACUCUUACAAUCCGUGCAAGAAGGAAUAUUGGAAACAAAUGAAGAAAAUAUAGCUUUUACAAAAGAAAUAUUACUGUUAUUGAAUGAAUUAAAUUUAGAACCACAAUCCUUGUCUAAUGACAUCAAAGAAGGGUUGCAAAAAAUAGCUUUAAUCCUAAGAUAUGAAAAGUUGAAUGAUCUUGAUACUGUUACAUUGGAUAUAGUAUGUGAAAAGAAGAAAAUAGAAGAAAAAAAAAGACAGCACGAAGAAAAACAGUUAGCAUUAUUACAUGAUGAUCUCUUUAGAAAAUGUUCUAAUUUUUCAAAGAAACUUAAUAAUUUAGCAGAGGCAGUAAGAGAUCUUGAAACCCUUGUUGAAGAUUCUCAAAAAGAUAAAAAUAUUUCCCUUGAUUGCAUUUCAUUAUCUACAAGAUUAAAAGAAUAUCAACAAACUGUAGAAAAGUUGGAAAAUGAUUUGACAGAUAUGCAAAUUGAGGAUCUUUACUAUAAAAGAAUAUUAAAUAAAUAUCAUAAAUACUUAGAAAUGUCAGGUGAAUUAGCAGAACUUAAUCAAUAUCUUAGUCAAUAUAGGGACUUGCCACCAAAUUUACUACAAGCUAAAGCUCUAGUUGAAGUGAAACAAAAAGAAUAUGAAACCUUGAAGAAUGUAUUUUUAAAAAAAACAAAUUAUCUUAAAUGA
Messenger RNA from Eufriesea mexicana, 792 nucleotides. RefSeq lists its product as uncharacterized. Bases 7 to 792 code for a protein of 261 amino acids. Lineage: Eukaryota; Metazoa; Arthropoda; Insecta; Hymenoptera; Apidae. The record is from RefSeq and is a predicted model, not a curated record. The transcript has 2 exons.